GAGCCGCGGUGGUGCAAGAUCCUGGGGCUCUGCAACUUGGGGGACCCCGGGGUGACGCAGCUGCUGCGCGCCGCAGAGGAGGACCCCUUCGGGCAUCCGUGGGAUAUGAUGUCCCGGGAGCUGGCGCGCCUGAAGCUGGAGACCUUUGCGUUGCUGCUCUGCACCGAGCCGGUGGCCGGGUGCCUCAUGUUGCGCCGGCUGAGCGUCCAGCAGGGCAGGCCGCUGCCGAUGCUGGGCUACUUCGGCGUGGCGCUGCUGAACGGCUGCCCGCCCCAGGACGUGCCGACCUUCUGGCAGAACUUUGGCGAGCUCUUCGUCCCAAACGCCCGGGUGAGGCUGGCGACCAACAACCUCAUCCUCUCGGAGCAGAUUUUCUACCAGAGCGGCCAGCGGCUGCCCUAUGUGCGGGCGCAUGGGCUCUACACGGAGGUGUUCUACACCCCGCAGCUGCUGAACCAGGUGCUCUUCUGGAGGCGGGGGGAGGAAGGCCAAGUGGGAGAGCGGGACCACGCUGGCCAAUGCGCGCCGGCGCCGCCUCCGCGGGUGACGCUGGAGCCGCCAAAGUCAGCGGCCCAGGCCGCGCGCCAGGCCGCGGCGCCCGAGCCGCGCGAGCGGUUGCUGCGGCGGGGCACACGCCGGGGGACCAGGAGUCUCGAGGUGGAGGAGCCUGAUCUGCAGAUCACCUCGCGCACACCCACACCGACUCCCCCGCCCCAGCCGCUGACCGAGGAGCGAGCUUGCGAGCCGGAGCGGCGGCCCGAGCCGACGACGCCGAGCCUGGCGAGCCGGACCAGCCGGCCGCGCCCGGCGCCGAAGUGCGAGCCGGAGCGGCGGCCCGAGGACUUGCAGGAGCUCCGCAUCGGCCAUGCCCCGACUCCGUCGACUCCGCCUGCGGGCUCGAGGACCUUCCGGCAGGGGCUGAAGCGGCAGCUCGCCAAGGAGUUCGAGCCCAUGCGGGAGCUGGUGAGGGGCAACACGCUCUCGCGGGAGGCAUUGUCAACCUUCGAGCCUUUCGAACCUUCAUUCCCCGCGAGCACUGAGCACAGCGCCAGCCCGAGCGAGAGCCCGAUGAGCCGGGUGUACACGCGGACGCAGAGCAUCGAAAACGUUCCAGAUGCACCCCCGGUGCGCGACUGCUCUCCGCUUAGCGGCGAGCAUGAUGAGCGGAAAGAUGAGCUGCAGGAUGAGCUUCAGGAGCUCAACCUGGAGGACGAGCUGGAAGAUGAGUUUUCCCAUGAGCCCUACACGGAGAGCGGCGAGCUCUCGGCCGAGCUCACAAAGGUCUCCAGCGGGCCCGAGGAGACCGCCGCCCGGCGCAACAACUCCGCGGCGAGCCUAAACCGCAGCCACAGCCCGCACGAGCAGGAGGCUCGGGAAGAUCGCAGCGACAAGCUGAAGAUGAUGGCCGCGAAGGCCUUCGCGGGUGCCACGCCGAGCCUCUGGAAGGAGCCGCCGGCUGAGGGCGAGUCCAGUGAGGACAAGCCGCGGCGCAGCUGCAGCGUCAAGAGUGAGUUGGGCCUCAGCCGCAGCCCCAAGCGCAGGACUUCCAAGGGCGCGGAGUCGCCCAACAGCUGGAACCGCCAAGUCUCGGCGCCCGCGGGCGCGGGGGCGGGCGCUGGGAGCCCCGAGCGUCCCCGGCGCAGCAGCAGCUCCAAGAGCGACGCGCUCUCGCCGAGCCGCGGGGGCAGCCGCCGCGGCAGCAGAUCCUUGGGCAGGAGCCCCAGCGGGUCCCCGGAGAGUCCGGAGGAGCGGCGGCGGCGGCGGCAGCAGCGGCUCAAGGCGCGGCUGGCUGCCACGAAGCGCUCCGCGCCCCGGAGGGUGGGCGGCAAGGUCUCCUUCCUGCGGAAGGCCUGGAGCCACGCGCGCUACGCGCUGCUGGGCCUCGCAGAGCCCCAGGUGCCGAGCGACGAGGACCCCCGAGCCCCGGGGCUGCGGGGCUGGGACGCGGCGCGAGCGCUGUGCAUAGGCACGGGGCAGGCGCUGAACAACUCCAAGCGCCUGAUGCGGGUGGUGCGCCAGGCGGCUGAGGAGGCGUAUCACCGGCACUGCCUGCAGAAAGCCAUCGUCGAGGAGAUUGGCACCAUGCUGCGGGGAAGUAUGGCUUCAGUGACGCAGGAGAUGGACGAGAGCAUCGCCAACAUCUUGUUUGAGAUCACCAAGCUGCAGAUGGUGGACAUGGCGGAGGUCGGGGCCUUGCUCUGCGAAGCGGUGCUGAACCCGGACGACAACACGGCGACGCACCCCACUUCCCUGCGCAUUUUGCGAGACGAGCUGCUGCUGCACAUCCAGAGCAGCCCCAACCCCGAGGAGAUGCUGGGCAUGGACGAGGAGCACAUCGAGAGGCUGGUGGACGAGAUCAUGUGGCAGGUGGAGGAGCUGCAGUGCCAGCUCAAAGAGUCUGCCAAGCUCUCCCUGGGCCAAACGCACACCUCGAAGCUGCGGCAUAUGACUUCCCGGCUCAGCGGCGUGGGAAUUCUCGAUGACACCCCAGAGCGCCGGGAGAGCGUUGCCAGCAUCCUGGAGCGCGUGGAGAGCACGCGUGCGCGUGCGCCUCUUGACGCGGCGCCCACUCCCUCCCUGGAGCUGGAACUCCGCGUGCCCAAGGUGUCGCCUGAGCCUGCAGCUCCCUUGGGGUCGCACCCGCCGCCAGUGCAGAAGCAGAAGACGCUGCCCCUGCCGGCGUUUGUGGGCAACAAGCCCAUGUCCCACGGCUCUUUGUCCGAGAUCAUCUCCCUGGGCUCGCGAAUGUCUUCCGCGGCCUCCACCGCCGCGGUAAGCGGCUGCGGCGAGCAGGCGGAGGAGCGGGGGCGCACCCAUAGCCGCGCCUCCGAGCGCUCAGCCUCCAGACGCUCGCGGGAGACGGUGAAUUGGCCGGAGACCUGGGGCUACGUGGAGGUGUCCAAGCGCUCCGUGCUCUACGCCGCCAUGGCGGCCUUCCCCCGAAUGAAGCAGUUGCCGGCGGUGGUCGCGACGAAUCCCGGGCCUCGGCGGGAGCUGUCGCCCUCUGGGCGCGUGCUGCCCAGCUUGGUGCUGCCCAGGCCGCUGAGCCCGGCCUCCCGUCGCCUGCUCUCCGACUCCGUGUCCGCGUCCGUGCCCGACGCGAAUGUGAGCCAGCUAGGGGUGGCCUAA
Effrenium voratum is the source of this 3129-nucleotide messenger RNA. The record is from the annotation of a GenBank genome assembly. NCBI's taxonomy places the organism in Eukaryota, Dinophyceae, Suessiales, Symbiodiniaceae.